AUGAGCAUCAUGGGCUCGCGUGGCCUCGUGCUCGCCGCACUGGCUGCUCUCGUGCUCUCAGCCUGUGCGCCCAUGGCGGAGGCCAUCCGCGUCGCGCCACUGACUGGGCCCUGCCGAUCCUCUUUCUUCAAUCCCUCCUGUCUGUGCCUCCCCUAUGCCUGCACGUGCCCAUGUGCCUGCCUGCAUGUGCCCCUCACGUGCCUGCAUGCGCCCUUCACGUGGCCACGUGUGUCCUCCACGUGUCACCCACCUGUUGCAGACACGUGUGUGCUGCGCAACUGCGGCAGCAACUCGAGAUGCGUCAAGGACAAUGCAGGCUCGGCUGACUGCGUCGCCCAUUCGUGCGCGCUGCUGGUGUGCGAUCCCAACGCCUCGUGCGUGAAGGAGAAUGGUCUCGCCACGUUGCUGCCCUGCUCGCUGUUGAGUGCUGCCCUGCUCGCUGUUCCUCCUGCCCUGCUGGCUGUUCUGGCUGCCCUGCCUUCUGUUGCUACUGUGCUGCUUGCUCGACUCUCAUCUGCCUUCGCAUGGCCCCUCUCUCCAUGUUCCUCUCUCCCUCUUCCACUCACCUGCACGCGUCACACGGCACGUGCAGACACGUGUGUGCUCAAGGACUGUUUGAACGCCACGUGCAGCAAGGACGCCGCUGGCGCCGCGUCCUGUGCUUGCCACCCUGACUUCGCCUUGCAGCCGGACGGCCACACUUGCAAAGGUACUCACGGCACGUGCUUGGGUGCUGCUGCCGUCAGAAGCUACUUUGUCUGCUUGCCUGUGCUGGUGCGUGCUUCUGUAGUUCCUACCUUUCCUUGGUUCCCCUCCUCUCCUCUCCCAACACUCGUCUCCCCUCUGUGCCACCCUUCUCCCCACCCAGACACCUGCGCUAUUAAGAGAUGUGGUGUGAACGGCCAGUGCAAGAAGGAUGCUAAGGGAGUGGCGUCCUGUGAAUGUGCCACUGGUUUUGCGCUGCAGGCGGACGGCAGGACUUGCAUUGACACCUGCGAGAUUCAGAGCUGUGGUGUGAACGGCCAGUGCAAGAAGGACGCGAAGGGAGCGGCGUCCUGUGAAUGUGCCACUGGUUUUGCGCUGCAGGCGGAUAACAGGACUUGCACUGGUAUGUUCCGUGGGCAUUCCGUCCCUGAUGUGCUUUUGCCACCUCUUUCAUAUGCGCGUGCUGUUGCUGCUGUGUUACAGUCUUCGCACCUUCCUUAA
Messenger RNA from Closterium sp. Naga37s-1, 1206 nucleotides. The record is from the annotation of a GenBank genome assembly. NCBI's taxonomy places the organism in Eukaryota, Viridiplantae, Streptophyta, Zygnematophyceae, Desmidiales, Closteriaceae.